AUGUCUUCUCCCGCCUCCAACGUCUUCCAGGAGAUCCUCGGCUUCGACCCCAAGGUUCCUCUUGGUCUCCCAGUGCCGGCCAAGUCUAUCCCGCCGUCCGUGUGGGAUGGCAUGAAGCGCGUCUACGUUGAAGAUAACGCCAACGUCGCUCGUGGCAUCCACAAGCUCACCGGCGUUCACCUCCGUCUUCGUGCGAUCGCCAAGGAGGCUAUUCCUUUCAGCAUCCUUAAGGAGUACAAGACGGCUGCCCUUGAGCUCGUCUCUUACAUGUACCCUAAGCGUCGCCUCUACGGCGGGCAGAUGGCCUACACCGCUCUCAUUCAGAAGCAACUUCGCGUCAUGCACCCGGCGCUGAAGGUCUUCGUCGAGUUCUGCGGUGACAAGGACAUCGGGCUCGACGUCCCGGCGGAGGUCUCUUACCACCUCGCUUGGUCUGGCGAGGCGGUGAAAGCUCCCACCAUCCCCCUUCCUGCCGAUGCUGACCCGUUCGACGUCAGCUCGGCGUUCCAUAACAUUAAAAAGCUCGCUAAUGGGGCUUCGACUCAGGAGGAGGAGGCUCCUACUCCCAAAAAGCAUGGCAAGCAACCCAAGUCCCCCGCUAUCAUUUACGAUUCCGACGUGGAAAUCGUCGGUACUGAAAACGGCGGUCCUGGGGCUGCUUCUACUUCAACUUCGUCGACUCGUGGUGGCAAGGCCGUCGCUCGUGGUCGAGGUGGCCGCGGUGGUGGCCCUUCUCGCCCUCGUACCACCGCCGGUGCUUCUGCUGCCGUCGUACGAGUCCCUUACUACCUCGUUCCGAAUCUCGACUUAUCCUCUCCCGCUUUUCUCAAGGCUACUCAGCUGGGUAAGCGCGCUCGCGUUUCGCUCGACGCCAAGGCGCUCGAGGAGGUCAAUAAGAACGCUUUGACCUCCAAAUAUCCCAACCUGUUCCCCGACGGGAUGCUUGUCAAGACCUGGGUAACCGACCACUUCGCCGUCAACAACGAGUGGGUCAAUGGUGUUCUGUCUCAAGUACAGAACAUCUUGGCCAACUACUCUGACGCUGUCAACGUCGGUUCGUCGACUCGUGCGACGCUGACUGACAUUCGCUCUGAGAUCCUCCGGCGGGAUCCAGGCCCAUCUGGAGAAAGGAACUCCCUCCUCUUGAGGGAGAAGGAUCUUCCUUCUUCUUCUGUGGAGUCUCCUGCUUCCCCUCCUCCUCUUGAGGCGGAUAGCACUCUUGGGGGCGACGUCGAUGCCGCCGGUGAUGUUGACAUGACUGAGGCUUAG
Molecule: messenger RNA, 1269 nt
Organism: Coprinopsis cinerea okayama7#130
Lineage: Eukaryota; Fungi; Basidiomycota; Agaricomycetes; Agaricales; Psathyrellaceae
Exons: 7
Coding region: 1-1269 (422 amino acids)
Source: RefSeq, a predicted model, not a curated record